AUGUCCAACCUCUCCCUCACAGAUACUCUUCCACUCCCCAAUUCCUCCGUGCGCAUUCCCCGCCUUGGGUUCGGUGUAUACCAGUCCUCGCCCUCUGUCUGCGUACAAUCCUGCCUGUCUGCUCUGCAAACGGGCUACCGACACAUCGACACUGCCCAGUUCUACGGCAAUGAAGCACAAGUCGGUGAAGCGGUGCGUAAAUCGGGUCUACCCCGCUCUGAGAUCUUUGUCACGACCAAAAUCCUCUCCGCAGGCGGAAGUGUCGAAAAAUCUUACCAGAAAUGUGUGGAUAGCGUGAAUAAGAUUGAUCCAGGGCAAAAUGAAGGAGGGGGGGAAGGAUAUGUGGAUUUAUUUUUGAUACACAGUCCUAAUGCAGGUAGUAAGGCGCGGAAAGAGAUGUGGUUGGCGCUCGAGAAACUGUAUGAAGAAGGCAGAGCGAAGAGUAUCGGCGUGAGCAAUUUUGGAGUCGGUCACAUCGAGGAGAUGAAGGGCUAUGCGAAAGUGUGGCCACCGCAAGUCAACCAGAUUGAGUUACAUCCUUGGUGUCAGCAACGGACUAUCACGAAAUACUGCGAACAGAAGGGUAUCGUUAUCGAAGCAUACUCUCCUUUAGUCCGCAACUAUAAAGCCAACGAUACGACACUUGUCUCGAUAGCCAAGAAAUACAAUAGGUCAACGGCGCAGAUACUCAUUCGAUAUUGUCUGCAGAAGAAUUGGGUACCGCUGCCAAAGAGUGAUAAGACGGAGCGGAUAAAGCAGAAUGCUGAUGUUUAUGGGUUCGAGAUUGCUGCCGGGGAUAUGGACACGUUGGAUGCCUUGAACAAAGGAGAGGCCGGGGCGAUUGUUCAGGCAGUAAGGAACUCAUGA
Messenger RNA from Rhinocladiella mackenziei CBS 650.93, 867 nucleotides. RefSeq lists its product as uncharacterized. The transcript has 2 exons. NCBI's taxonomy places the organism in Eukaryota, Fungi, Ascomycota, Eurotiomycetes, Chaetothyriales, Herpotrichiellaceae. Gene Ontology annotation, molecular function: oxidoreductase activity. The record is from RefSeq and is a predicted model, not a curated record. Bases 1 to 867 code for a protein of 288 amino acids.